AUGUUGACGAGCGCGAUAGCCACGGCGCGCAGGGAGAAAACGAGCGUCAACGCCGCAUUGAAACAUGCCGAAGCUCAAAUCGUCGCAGUUUGGGUCAAAGAAUUCCCGGGUCUAAACAACGCAUCAAGAAUCCGACUAAGCGACUUCUCUUCAUGGUUUGCGAGCUAUGCGAGCUUUGCCGGAGUUUCAACAGCCCUGGAAAUUCCCGGGCAGUACGACAACAUAAAUGCACCGCCAGAUAUGGAGCGACACGUCACCAUAAUGGGAUUCGCACCGGAAGUACAGGUCUUCGAAUCCAAGCAGCGACCAAAAAAAAUAACGAUGAGAGGAAGCGAUGGCAGAGAUUAUCAGUUCAUCGUGAAGGGUGGAGAGGACUUGCGUCAAGACGAGCGCAUUCAGCGCUUAUUCAGAGCAAUGAAUGGGCUCUUGGCCUCUAAUACGGAAUCUCGAGGUAGGGGGUUAGAGGUUCGGACUUUCCAUGUCUCCCCUCUAUCUAAUCGAACCGGCUUGAUUGAAUUUUUGCGCAAAACUUCGCCGCUGCUUCGGCUUCUGAAUAAGCCUGUUGAAGAAGCGAAUGUGACUGCAUUCGUUGAACAUCAACGAUGGAUUAAAGAGCGCGCGACGGGACUUGGCAAGCGAAAGCGAGAGUCUGCGCAUGUAGAUGCGACGACACACAGCGACUACCUCAGUGCGAUAGGCAAAGCAUCGAAAGACGACUCGGUGGCUAUACUCACGCGAUUGAAAUCGGCGACGACGUCGCCAGAUGCUCUACGGAAGAUUUUGUUCACAGCCGCAGGCAGCGCAGAAGCUUUCGUCAUGAUGAGGCAAUCAUUUGCGACAUCUUUAGCAUCCUCCAGCAUUUGUGGCUACGUUGCUGGAGUUGGCGAUAGGCAUCUGGACAACAUCCUUCUCGAUAUAUCGACGGGAGAGUUGGUACACAUCGAUUUUGGGUACGCCUUUGGCACCGCUACACACGCUCUUCCGAUUCCUGAACUUGUCCCAUUCAGAGCGACUCCAGCUCUUCUCGAUGUUUUCUCUCCAUUGAACGCGCGCACGUGGCUGGAAACGGACAUGUGCCGAACUAUGAAGGCGCUUCAGGACGGCUCGACACUUCUCAAGGGCGUGAUGGACAUUUUCCUUCGCGAUCCCCUAAUCGAUUGGGAACGCGAAUCCGUGAGUGCAGGUACGCAAUCUCACAUCCAGAACAGAAUCACUCGCGCGUGGGGCAAAUUAGAACUCGACAAUCCAGCCGUCGUCGUCGUCGACGAGUGCGAAUCAAAGCACAAGAAUUCUGCACAUUGGACAGAUUUGCGCAAGACGCUCGUUGGCGCGAAUGCGCCGCCCGCGAAGAAAUGCACCGAUGUCGAGCAUCAAAUUCGUGCGUUAUUAGACUUAGCGACCAACCCAGAACUUUUAGCCGUCGCGUGGAGCGGAUGGCGACCCUGGCUUUGA
Molecule: messenger RNA, 1452 nt
Organism: Ostreococcus lucimarinus CCE9901
Lineage: Eukaryota; Viridiplantae; Chlorophyta; Mamiellophyceae; Mamiellales; Bathycoccaceae
Exons: 1
Coding region: 1-1452 (483 amino acids)
Biological process (GO): telomere maintenance; double-strand break repair
Cellular component (GO): nucleus
Molecular function (GO): DNA-dependent protein kinase activity; protein binding
Source: RefSeq, a predicted model, not a curated record